This is a messenger RNA of Sinocyclocheilus grahami, 1449 nucleotides long. RefSeq names its product osteopetrosis-associated transmembrane protein 1-like. The transcript is spliced from 6 exons. NCBI's taxonomy places the organism in Eukaryota, Metazoa, Chordata, Actinopteri, Cypriniformes, Cyprinidae. The record is from RefSeq and is a predicted model, not a curated record. Bases 96 to 1007 code for a protein of 303 amino acids. Gene Ontology annotation, cellular component: cytosol.
UGUGACCGAGACGUCGGGAAAGGAAAGAAAACAGGAAGCUGUUUAGAGUCGCAAAGCGCAAAGCGGCAGCGUGCUGUGUUUGGAGUGUAUAAGAUAUGGAUUUGUUAACAACAUUUACAUUUGUAAUGGUAUGCUGGGCUGUUACAUUCAUUACCGUUGCUGACUGCUCGGUUUACCCAUCAGAGAUGAGUGGCGAUAGCGCACGAAAGCUGCCAUCAGCAGUCAUCCCUGUAUCGCAGGCGAGCGCUUUGGGAUCCUUCUACUCUCUCAGUCUUUCAUCUACAUUUCCAGAGGACUUGGAAAUGAACGAGUAUUGCAUUGAACUGCUUCGCAUCUACCGUCAGCGUUACGUGACUUACGCGAACUGCCUGGUGACUUAUGCGCGACCUGUCAGAGUCUGUCAGAACUGUUACACUGGCUUCAACAGUCUGGAGGACAUUUAUAAAAACAUAUCAUCUGACCAACCUGGCCCUGGAAAUGUCAGUUGCCAUGACAGCCUGAUGCGUUCUGAUAGGCUGAUGCUGCUCUAUGCCCUCUUCAGCAAAUUAGAUGAGAUAUGGACAUCAGCAGAAUGCAAGCAAUGUCUGACUGAAGAUCAAGAGGCUCUUUCCAAUGAUACUGUUUUCUUCAUGGCCACUCUGAAUCAGUCACUCUCCUGUUUUGAACAAUAUCAGAAGAACCACACUGAACUGUGUAAAGACUGCAAAGCCUCGUACAAAAGGUUGAAAGAGCUCUAUGGUAGAAUGGACAAAAACCAAACACUCUGCAUUGAUUUAGAAGACGCAAUGAAUAUAACACAGCAGCUGUGGAGUAAAAACUUUAGUUGCUUGUUACCUCGGGAGGAGACGGUGCCUGUCAUCGCAGUGUCCAGCUUUAUGCUCUUCCUCCCCAUAAUCUUCUACUUAAGCAGCUUCCUGCACUCGGAACAAAAGAAACGCAAGCUUAUACACCCCAAAAGAGCCAAGUCCAACAACAGCCUAAUGAAUAUCCAAGAUAAAUUCAGCUGAGUGGAGAUGAGGCGAGGAGGGGAAGAGAGGACACUGAAUCUUUGGUUCACCUCUCCCGCUAAAUCAACAGGCACUUUCAGCAUGGAUGGGUAGGGUUCACGUCUUCUCCUGGACCAAAGACUUUAUGAUGCUCUACAGAUGCUGUGAUCAUUUUUUUUUUUGCACUAUUUGUAAUUUGCACUAUUGAUUUAAAAUAGCCAAUUGCAAGUUUUACUUUUUUUUUUUUUUUGCUUAGCUUUAAAAAUAAGAUAAUUCUACUGGUUUUCACAGAGGAUCAGUGAUGAUUUCCAUAAUUACGAUGCAUGUUAGUAUGACAUUAUUGUAUUUAAGGCAUGAAAGACAUAUGAUCCCGACAUUAGACUGGUUAUGCUACAAUUUUACUGCACUGAGACCAUGUUACAUUUGAUAUUUUUCUAGGUAAUAACAAAUGUGCACAUACACA